GAUCUAGUGGUUCAACAAGAAAUAUAUCACUUUCCUGCUUGUGAUUUAAAAUGAAUUAAUUACCAUUAAUGAUUGUUACUAUGUUGUUUAGGGAUUUUACUACUUACGUUCGUUGAGAGCAUUGGAUUUGUGUUCAUUCUGGAUUAUUGGAUUGUCGUCUUUCUUUGCGUAAUUUAUUUUCUCUUUUGGAGUGGUUAUUUGCCAUUACCCGCUAACUAAGAGUUUAUUGCUGUUCUACAGGCUCUACAUUUGAUUUACUGAUUAAAAUCAUUCAUUUUUUUAUCAAUUGCUUUUGCAUUAUCGUUGAGAUAAAAACUGUUGUGGGUGAAAUCAAUGAAAGCACAACUCACCAAUUUCAGUGUCAAUAUACAGGCAACAUUAAUUUGCGCUGUGAUUGAAUGUGGAUCAAAGAAUUAGUUGCCUUAAAAAAUAAACUCAAAUAAGGAAAAGGAAGACUGUUACAAAAAUAAUAUUGUGAUAAAAAAAUAUUGUUGCCGCAUAGUGUCAGCUAUGCACUCAACUUUCUAGUAAGAUUUUUGUCCCUGAAAGUGGAGAUAACUGUGUGAGAAUGCCAAAGAAAGGUAACCCAACAGCAAGUGACAGCAAUUUCAAGGAGCCAAGGCCAGUUCCAAGGAUUAAGUUGUUUAAGGAGGAAAGGCUGAAUCUGUUUGAUAUUCUCAAAGAUGCUGAUAAGCCUCUUCACAAAGACUACAGAUACAAGAAGGAUGAGAUAUUCAAAAGGAUGAAGGUUACCACAUUCGUGCAGCUGGUGGUGCAAGUUGCAGAGUAUGACAUGACUGGGACUCCAUCAUACAAUGGUUCAGAGCGCCCGGACACAGCUGAUGAUGAGGUAUAUAGGAUCCAGCGUGGGGGAGGGGACAGAUCACCUGCCCCGUCCCUGGCCCUUACAGAAGGGGACUUUGGGGCACCCGCCCCCAUGGCAACCAACAGAUCUACUUUGCAGGGUGUGAUAAAAGGUGAAGGAGAGCUGGACAGGAACCGAGCCCAGAACAACGGUUCCCUGGAGAGGAAGGUGCUGGAUGGGUGUCCCUACUUGCUUCUGGACAUUAGAGACAAGGACAGCUUUGACCAGUGUCACAUCAUCACAGCGAAAAAUUAUCCAUCAGCCAUGUUGUCAAGAGCCUGUAACUAUGAAACGAAAGACAUGUUGGCAUUCAGAAAUCAACCCGGGAAGAUCAUCAUAGUGUACGACGAGACAGAGCAACUUGCCCCCAAUUGUGUCUCCACUCUAGUCCAGAGAGGAUAUGACAACAUCUUCCUUCUCUCAGGAGGAAUGAAGGUUGCCUACAAGAUAUUCCCCGAGGGCUUGUUUACCGGUCACCCACCAGUGGCUGUGACGGAGACCCCCCGGCAACCAAAUCGUACAUACGAGUCCGCCAACAGAGAGAAGUUCACAAUGGAGGACCUGGAGAAGAUUGGCAUCUAUCUGGAUAAUGCUCUCUGUGAUAAAAGCUCUGGAAGUCGAUUAUCAAAGGCCAGUACAGCCUCUAGUAGGAUGAGCAAUUUCUCCACUGCUCGUAGCACGAAGCCUUCACAAACCGUGGCGACUGGAAGAGCCUCCCAUCAGACACCUUUUAAACCUUGAUACUUUCAUCUUUAGAAUUAUAGGAUCACAUCAUCAUUCAAGGGAGAAAACUUCUGCAUUGGAAUACGUGACUGUGAUACACAAUUGUCUCCCUUCAAGAAUUAUGUUGUAAUACAGAUGAAUAAUUUUGUGCUAUCAAAAUAUUAUUAAUUGAGGCAAUGACAUGCUAUGGGUUGAAUAGUAUUAUAUUAAAAACAAUGGUUGGUUGAAUGAGAUUAUAAAAAAUAAACAUUUAGUAUUUUUCAAUUUUUAGCUCGGCUGUUUUUAGAGAAAACCCAAGGUAUUGUCAUAGCCAGCUUGUCGUAGUCUGCGUCGUGCAAAAACCUUAACAUUUUGUCAAGGUUUUGAAUAUUGGCUCUAAAAUCAAAGUGUUUCCAUCUUCAACCUUGAAACUUCAUAUUAGCUGCACCUUGAUGAGUUCUACACACCACACCCAUUUUUGGUUCUCUAGGUCAAAGGUCAAAGUCACUGUGACCUAAAAAAAAAAUUAUGGAAAAAAAAAUUACAAGCAUUCAUUUAUUAAAAAUGCACCCGCAGCCGAGGGUUGGCACCCAUUAUGCGGUGCUCUUGUUAAUAAUACUACUGGGUCAAUUGAGAAACAUAUGCUUCUUGACUAUAUUGACCUUUUUUAUUAAUUCAACAGUAUUUUAAGUGUGGUGAUAACACUGUGCACAAUGUAAACAAAAAAAAAGAACUUUUGUGUUUUUGUUUAGUAAAUACAAAUUUCUGCACAGGCUAUCCUUUUGCAAUCCAUAUCAGUAUGCCUUUACUGCCUGCGAGUCAAGAAUGCUGGUGGCAGUAUGACUGGUGAUUGACUGCUGCACUUGUUAAUGUGACUAAAGCACAACGUUACUGUAUCAUUGUAUGAAAAAAUUACUGACUCAAACUGUACCAUACCAUUUCUUCUCCAUCCCGUACCAUACCAUUUCUUCUCCAUCCCGUACCAUACCAUUUCUUCUCCAUCAUCCUUGUGCUUCAUGUUUUAAUACUUUGUGCAUGUGUUAUAUUUCUUGGAAAACCCCUGGUGUAGCCAAUUUUUUUCAGUGCAGUAUUCCACACUUUCGGACUUGUACCGUGAUACUCUCUGUUUUAUUUUAUUGGAGCAGAUUUAUGAAAAGUCCUGUUUAAUGUUUAGCAGUGUGUUUAAUUGAUGAAUUAAUAUCUUAUUUUCAAAAAAGGAAUGGCAGAUUAUUUAUGUAUAUACAAUUCUGGAACAAAAGGGUGUUGUUUUUUACAAUCUUCAUAUUAACUGUUAAAUACUUUAUUUUAGUUAAUUUAAAUGUUCCAAUGUAUCAAUUCUAUGAUUUUGUCCAUGGUAGACUAACUUAAGUAAUGGGAAAGAACAUAUUUUACUUGUGAGGUCUAACAAUAAUGUAUUUAUUUGUAAAUUUAUGUAUUAAUAUUUAUUUAUGUUUCUGUGUUUUAUAUGUAGUAUUAUUUGUUUAUAUCAUAAGCAUUAUAUAAUUUGCAAUUACACCCACUUUUAAGAACAAGAAAAUAUUGUAUGUGUAUUACAAUACCAUACCAGUAUUCCACAAAUGUUAUUAGAGAAAUAUUUGAUCCAAUUUUGAUAUUAUGAUUAUUUAAUUCAACUCAAACAACUGAUGAAAUGGGGCUAGUUUUCAAACCCUUAAAAUAAAAUCGUCCAAUGGGUGGGCUCCAGCACAUUUCCAGUCAUGUGACCUAGGCUUGCCUUUGGUAAUUUAUUACCACACAUAUGUUGCAUCAAUUUUUUUCUGUGUCCUUUCUUAAGCUAUGGAUUAUUAUUUUGUUUUUGUUGUUUUCACCACAUUCCGGCGAGGAACAUUCUCUUCUUGAGGUUAUAAUGAUUUUCCUGUAACAUCUGGUGGCGGAAUAUAUGGAUUAUGGGAUCUUGCCAGGAAAGACUUUCACUUUUGAUGUUUAAUGGAAAAUCAAUGGGUACAGCCUGCAUAGGCUUAGGCUUUAAUUAAUACUGGCUAUGGAUGUGAGAAAUGUAGAGUUGAUCAAGAUUUAUAUGUGAGAAAUGUUCUGUUGAUCAAAAAAGAUUUAUGAUUGUUAUAUAUGAUGUGUGUGCAUGUAUGGUGUAUGUAAAGAUGUUGGUGACAUUUGAAAAGGCCCCUGGUUCAGAUCCACUUCUGUAUCAGUUGUAAUCCGAAGGAGGCAAUAUAUAAUCAAAAUAUAACUAUUUAUUAUUAUUAAGUAUGGCAAAUACCUCUUGACUAACACAAAAUUACUAGUGUCCGUUUUGUAAGUGUGUAAAACCAUUGAUUAAAAUAUUAACAUAAAUUGUUAUAAGAAUAUUUUGAAGUAACGUGAUGAAUUUUUACUGGCUAGUAUUUUCAUGAAAAGUUAUACUAUUUCCAAAUCAUGGCCUAUAUUUUAUCAUUUUUGAAUACAAUAAUCGACCUAUGAGAGACCACCAAGUAUUAUUCUGCUCAGUGUUUUGUGUUCAAACUCUAUUUUCCCACAAUGUGCUUUGAAUAUAAAAGUUUGUACAUGUUUUUGUCAUAAAACAAAUAAAAUACCUGUUCAACUAAA
Messenger RNA from Dreissena polymorpha, 4126 nucleotides. RefSeq names its product centrosomal protein of 41 kDa A-like. Gene Ontology annotation, cellular component: ciliary basal body. Bases 569 to 1606 code for a protein of 345 amino acids. The transcript is spliced from 10 exons. Gene Ontology annotation, biological process: cilium assembly; protein polyglutamylation. The record is from RefSeq and is a predicted model, not a curated record. NCBI's taxonomy places the organism in Eukaryota, Metazoa, Mollusca, Bivalvia, Myida, Dreissenidae.